AUGGGCCGGCACCCCCGCCGCAGCCAAGGAUCCAGGGCACCCCACCCCCCCAUCCCCUCCCCACCCCCCUCCCCACCCCCCCACCUCACCCCCCUCAGGGAUGUGAAGAACCCCAUUACCCUCACCUCCCCUGCACAUGACUGUUGGCGCCCCCCAGGGCAGGACAAGCCAGGAGCAGCCGCCACCAAGACCGGGGCCCACAGCAACCGCAGCCAGAGACCCGCCGACCAAAGACGCACGCAGCCGCCACACAUCAAAAGGCGGAAAGGCGAGGGAGGACAGAGGGCAGCAGAAGAGCCCAACCCAGGGCCCACCAUCCCCAGGCCCACCGUGGCCGCCCCCCGAGGGCAGCGGCCAGGCACCGGCCCAGACCCGCAGCAGCACAUCCGGUCCAACCAGGCCCCCCAGCAAGGCCGACCCCCACCCCCGAGGGAGGAGGCAACCCCCAGACACCCGGACCCAGGGCCCCGCACCCCGCCCACCCCAGAACACUCCGCCCACCCGGCCCAGGGCCGGCAGCCACCGGCCCAGGCCCCCCCGGCAACCCAACUCCACCGCCGCCAGAGAGCCCCAACCGCCGCCCCACCCCGACCCCAGACUGGACCAAGCACAAAGCCACCCCCCCAGCGCGGGAGCCCAGACCCCCACUCCAAGACAGCACCAAGCCCCCGCAGUCCCCAGGGCCCCCGCACCGACAUCCGACCGCCAAGGUGUUUAUCCUCAGGUGCUGGUCCUCAGGUGCUGGUCCUAAGGUGUUUGUCCUCAGGUGUUGGUCUUCAGGUGCUGGUCCUCAGGUGCUGGUCCUCAGGUGUUGGUCCUCAGGUGUUUGUCUUCAGGUGUUUGUCCUCAGGUGUUGGUCCUCAGGUGUUUGUCUUCAGGUGUUGGUCCUCAGGUGUUGGUCCUCAGGUGUUUGUCUUCAGGUGUUUGUCCUCAGGUGUUUGUCCUCAGGUGCUGGUCCUCAGGUGUUGGUCCUCAGGUGUUUGUCUUCAGGUGUUGGUCCUCAGGUGUUUGUCCUCAAGUGUUUGUCCUCAGGUGUUGGUCCUCAGGUGUUGGUCCUCAGGUGUUUGUCUUCAGGUGUUGGUCCUCAGGUGCUGGUCCUCAGGUGCUGGUCCUCAGGUGUUUGUCUUCAGGUGUUGGUCCUCAGGUGUUAGUCCUCAGGUGCUGGUCCUCAGGUGUUUGUCUUCAGGUGUUGGUCCUCAGGUGUUAGUCCUCAGGUGUUUGUCUUCAGGUGUUUGUCCUCAGGUGCUGGUCCUCAGGUGCUGGUCCUCAGGUGUUUGUCUUCAGGUGUUGGUCCUCAGGUGCUGGUCCUCAGGUGCUGGUCCUCAGGUGUUUGUCUUCAGGUGUUGGUCCUCAGGUGUUAGUCCUCAGGUGUUUGUCUUCAGGUGUUUGUCCUCAGGUGCUGGUCCUCAGGUGCUGGUCCUCAGGUGUUUGUCUUCAGGUGUUGGUCCUCAGGUGUUGGUCCUCAGGUGUUUGUCCUCAGGUGUUGGUCCUCAGGUGUUUGUCCUCAGGUGUUGGUCCUCAGGUGUUGGUCCUCAGGUGUUGGUCCUCAGGUGUUGGUCCUCAGGCGUUGGUCCUCAGGUGUUGGGCCUCAGGCGUUGGUCCUCAGGUGUUUAUCCUCAGGUGCUGGUCCUCAGGUGUUUGUUCUCAGGUGUUUGUCCUCAGGUGCUGGUCCUCAGGUGUUGGUCCUCAGGUGUUGGUCCUCAGGUAUUGGUCCUCAGGUGAUGGUCCUC
Acanthochromis polyacanthus (spiny chromis) is the source of this 1730-nucleotide messenger RNA. RefSeq lists its product as uncharacterized. Bases 1 to 1722 code for a protein of 573 amino acids. The record is from RefSeq and is a predicted model, not a curated record. The transcript has 10 exons. NCBI's taxonomy places the organism in Eukaryota, Metazoa, Chordata, Actinopteri, Pomacentridae.